AGAUGGCGGAGUGUGGAUCAAAUGAUCGAUUUAAUGAGAAAUCACAGUUGCAGGAGUUAAAUGAGAGGUUCUGUCACUAUGUACAAAAUAUGAAAUGCUUGACAGACCAGCUCGAAAUGGGUGAUAAUUCAAAUGAUAUGAAACGGAUUCAAGAGUUGGAAGAGGAAAUCGUCUCGGCUCGUACUUUGUACAAUAAGGAAAUACAGGGUCUGCAUGAUCAGCUGAACCAGAACUGCAAGGAAAGGAUGCAGAUCGAGAUCAACAACCUGAAAAACUCACAGAUCAUAGCGGACUUCAGGGAAAGUAUACUGGCCCUCAACACAGCCAUCUUGCAGAAGGAGGAGGAGAAGAAGAACCUGGAGCUGUUGCUGUGCCAGAAAGAAGCGGAACUACGGGAGCUGCAGAACAGUGCCGGUAAACCUGCCAUGGAAUUGGAGGAACUUCGUCGCGAGCUUCAGCAGCUGCACCUUUGCCUCGAAGAAGUCCAAAAGAAGUAUGAGAAGGAACACAGGCUGAACCAAGAGCUUCAGGCCACAAUUCACCAGCUGAGAUGUAAACUGGACUCACAGCAUGAAAACCAUUGCCAGGACAUGGCGUGCAUGAGGGAGAAGGCAGUCGAGGCGGAGGCUCUGAUUCUGGAACUGGAGGAGAAGUUGCGGAGGGCAAGCAUGGAUGACGGAGGCGUCAUGGAAUUGCUGAGGAAGAUCCGUGAGGCCAAUUAUGCCGAGAUGCAACAAUACCGGUACCAAACCGAGCAGAACUACAACCAAAACGUGAUGGAUCUGACAUUGUGCCUGAACAAGGAACGCAUGCAGUUGGAGCAGAUUCAGCAGGAAAAUCAGUGCCUUCGUCAGCACGUCAACAACCUAACGACGGAGAUUAAAUUGCUACAAGACAAGCUGCUCUCUGAGGAGGAAAACAAAGUUGCUCUUGUCAACAAAUUGAACUGUGAUCAGCAGAAGAGUCAACAACACAUAAAUGAUCUGAAAACCAGGUUAGAGGAAGUGGAAGAUCUUCUCUUGGCUAAGAUGAAGGAACUACAUUGCAGAUUGGGGUCCAAUAUGCCAUCCCUGCAAGGCGACAUUGCAAGCUUUAAAUGCAUGCUUGAGGCAGAGGAACGAAGGUUGAACAGCUCCAUGGUUUGCUGCAAGAGGAGUUCUCCAUGCAAGCCCAGCCUGCCUUGCCCACGGACGCCCUGCCCUUCGACCAACCAGUCUGCGGCCCGCCGGGCAUCUACCUGCUGCCCGCCCGUCAACCUGCGGCCCUGCCCCCCUCCCUGCCCCAUGCCCACCCCCUUCAAGCCCGUGCAGAGGCCCUGCCCCCCGCCUCCCUGCCCCCCGCCCAGCUGGACGCCCCCUACCCCCCAGUGCUGCCCCCCCUCCUCCGCCCUCAGCACCCGCCUGCCCGCCUAUCAGCCCCCCUGCCCGCCCCCCCACUCCCUGGUGGCCUGCCUGGCCGGCAUGAGGCCCCCCUGCCCCACCAGCUGCUCCCUGCCCCCCAGCCGCAUGGGCUGCUCUGUCGGCCGGCCCAUGACCCCCACCUGCCUCCCCGCGGCCCGCAUGGGCUGCCCCUCCACCUCCCCCCUUGCCCUGUACACCUCCAUGCUCCAGGCCCGGUGCCCAUCCACCCCGCCCCUCACCUGCCCCCCUGCCAACCCCAUGCCAAGCUGCAACCCUCCGCCACCUCGCCCUUGCUCCGUAGCCUCCGUUGCCUACACAAAACCCUGCCCCCCCACCGAAAUGCCAAGGUUUAAACAUGACCAUUGUAUGGUACCGGAGUGUUGCAAUGGGGAGCCGCAGAAAGACUGCACAAAGCCUCCUCCUCUGCCUGCGUCUCUGACCAGCUGCAAGUCUGGCCAAGGCAACGACUUUUUCAGCAACAUGAUCAGGGAACUGAACCGCAACGGUGUGUGCAGCAAGUUUCCUGCCUCCAAACCAGUCGUGACUUCCUGCAACCCCAACACACCCACCGCCAGCAACAUUGGGAAUAUGAAAAUUGUGGAGGUUUCCACCAACGGCCACUUUGUCCGCAUUCUCAACAUCUCCCACAACGCCGAGGAGGACAUCGGCAACUACGUUCUGCAGCAAAACAUCGGUGGCCAUCCCGUGGCAAUGUACAGGUUCCCCCCCAGGACCCGAGUGUGUGUCGGCUCUGGCGUAACGGUGUGGGCGGCAGGCGCAAAGGUUCCACAUAACCCUCCGAAAGACUUCUUAUGGAAGGAUUGCAUCAAGUUUGCAACGGGACCUGACGUUACAACCAUUCUUUGCAAGCCCACCGGUCAGGCAAGUGUUCUGAUUUUACAAGUGUUCAUGAUGUAA
Amblyraja radiata (thorny skate) is the source of this 2318-nucleotide messenger RNA. RefSeq names its product arp2/3 complex-activating protein rickA. The transcript is spliced from 12 exons. Lineage: Eukaryota; Metazoa; Chordata; Chondrichthyes; Rajiformes; Rajidae. The record is from RefSeq and is a predicted model, not a curated record. Bases 3 to 2318 code for a protein of 771 amino acids. Gene Ontology annotation, cellular component: nuclear envelope; cytoplasm.